Messenger RNA from Oncorhynchus gorbuscha (pink salmon), 2341 nucleotides. Its product is annotated as atypical kinase COQ8B, mitochondrial-like. The transcript is spliced from 15 exons. NCBI's taxonomy places the organism in Eukaryota, Metazoa, Chordata, Actinopteri, Salmoniformes, Salmonidae. The record is from RefSeq and is a predicted model, not a curated record. Bases 140 to 2017 code for a protein of 625 amino acids. Gene Ontology annotation, biological process: ubiquinone biosynthetic process. Gene Ontology annotation, cellular component: extrinsic component of mitochondrial inner membrane. Gene Ontology annotation, molecular function: kinase activity.
CCACAGGCACGUCUGUCAAUCUAGUUAAACCUCUAUUUCCGGGUCUGAAAGUUGUUGCAAAACAGCCUCCAUUGACUUCACGGGCAAGAGGACAGUCGUCAGCUACUGCACAUGCUAUAGAAAGCAUCCCUUCAAUAAGAUGCUAGCUGAGGUGUUUCAGGUGCUGCGGGGAGCAGGGAAGGUUGGCCAAGCGUUUGCCAACACCCAGGGGGAGAUGCUGAGGCUAAUGGGCUGUAACUCCACGCUGGGCACUGGGGUCAAAGCUUCCCAGGAGGUGGUCGAGGGCGUGAUUGGCACAGUCAUGGGUGGUUCUGCCAUGCAACAGUCUAUCAAGGAUGAUGUGUUCCCUGAUGCUGAGGGAUGGGAGGAAAUGGACCCGGAUGAGGCUGCUAAAUGGGCUGUGGGCUCUGAAUUCCCCCCAGGCCCAGGGGCCACAGAGAUGCCCAGCGGAGUUCCUACCAGCACAGCCCGGGGUCCAGGGGGAGCAGGCUUGCCCGGCCAAAGUGCCCGGUUCCUGCACAUCGCCUCGACGCAACACCACACCAGGUUUGUCCAUGACUCGGUAGUGGCCAGACUCACCCCAGAGGACAUCAAGAAGGCCAGGGAGUCCAAGCAGGCACUCUCCAAGCCUAUUGUUAAGCAGAAGCUUAGUGAUCGUGCAAGAGAGAGGAAGGUCCCUGCCACGAGAAUCAGCAGGCUGGUCAACUUCGGGGGUCUGGCAGUUGGGCUGGGACUAGGUGCCAUUGCAGAGGUGGCGAAGCAGUCUAUGGGAGCCAAGCGUGCAGAGGGUGCCCUGUUGGACUCUCCUCUCCUGUCCGAGGCCAAUGCCGAGAGGAUAGUGGACACCUUGUGCAAAGUCAGAGGGGCAGCCCUCAAAAUAGGACAGAUGCUCAGUAUACAAGAUAACUCCUUCAUAAACCCCCAGCUACAGAAGAUCUUUGAGCGAGUCCGACAGAGCGCGGACUUCAUGCCCGCCUGGCAGAUGAAUAAAGUUCUGGAGGAGGAGCUAGGUGCGGGCUGGAGGGAGAAGCUGUCGUCGUUUGCCGAAAAGCCCUUCGCCGCCGCCUCCAUUGGCCAGGUGCAUCACGGAAUGCUGCAGGACGGCAGGGAGGUCGCCAUGAAGAUCCAGUACCCAGGAGUAGUUGAGAGCAUCCACAGUGACAUCAACAACCUGAUGUCUGUGCUGAAGAUGAGUAUUGUUCUACCAGAAGGCUUGUUUGCAGACAGUAGUCUAGAAGUCCUUCAAAGAGAGCUGGCGUGGGAGUGCGACUACAAGAGAGAGGCGGAGAGUGCCAAGCAUUUUAAGUCACUUCUGGCGGAUGACCCAUUUUUCCACGUGCCAUUUGUGGUGGACGAGCUCUCAGGAAGGAGGGUUCUGGCCAUGGAGCUGGUGUCAGGGGUACCACUGGACAGCUGUGUGGAUCUGGAUCAGGAGACAAGGAAUCAGAUCUGCUUCAACAUCCUACAGCUGUGUCUGAGAGAGCUCUUUGAGUUCCGCUUCAUGCAGACGGACCCCAACUGGGCCAACUUCUUUUACAACGCUGAGCAGAACAAGAUUAUUCUGUUGGAUUUCGGUGCGUGCCGGGAUUUCCCUGAGGCCUUCACAGAUGAUUACGUACAGGUGGUGCACGCAGCCUCCAUCGGAGAUAGGGAGACUGUUCUGGAGAAAUCCAAGGACCUCAAGUUCCUCACGGGGUUUGAGGCCAAGGCGUUCCAGGACGCCCACGUGGAGGCGGUGAUGAUCCUGGGCGAGGCCUUCGCCAACUCUGACCCCUUUGACUUUGGCACCCAGAGCACCACGCAGCGGAUCCAGAGCCUGAUCCCAGUCAUGCUGCGUCACCGCCUCACCCCGCCCCCCGAGGAGACCUACUCCCUGCACCGCAAGAUGGCCGGCUCCUUCCUCAUCUGUUCCAAGCUUGGCGCCAAAAUUGCCUGCAAGGACAUGUUCCUGGACAUCUACAAUUCCUACCAACAGCGGCGGCUGGAGAAGGAGCAGGCUGCCCAAGUUCAGGCCUAGAUGGGGUCAAAGGUCAUUACUAGUGGUCACUCUCUGGCAGAAGUCCCAUGGCUGUGGACAAGGUUUAUUUAAGAGGGGGGUAACUGUACUACAUGGAUGAUCUACUGACUCCCAGUACUUUGACUGUCAGUGACUUGAUGCCACUCCACCACUUAAUGAGGUGGGCUGACAGUACGGAGCGGUAGGUGGAGUGUCUGCUUGUAUAAACAAACACAGAAAGAAACUCUAUGGCAUUUGUGUGAUUGAAUCACUUGAGAUUGGUGUCAAUAAUAUUUGUUUAAUGUAAAGGUAUGAAGGCUAUAUAACUGAUUUGAGCUGUGUCUC